Messenger RNA from Didymodactylos carnosus, 1156 nucleotides. The record is from the annotation of a GenBank genome assembly. Lineage: Eukaryota; Metazoa; Rotifera; Eurotatoria; Philodinida; Philodinidae.
CAUGUUUAAAUGAUCAUUCUGGAGCAUAAUCGCCAUCUACUUCAAUAACUGCUUCCCAUUUGCUUGGCAAACGAUCGAUUCCACGUGCAAAAAAGUGACGAUCCUUGGAUGCAAUCCACGCUUUGACGUCAGCGACAAGAUCGUUCAAAUCAUCGUAGACUUUGCCCGUCUGUCAAUUUUUGAGCGAACGAUUGACGUGAUAGUCUGUAGGAGCUUCAGUAGGAGAAUAUGGUGGGUGCUCAAGCAGUUCCCAUCCUUUGUCGUUGAUUGAUUGGAUUACUCGAUGUUCGACAUGUGGUCUGGCGUUGUCAUGGUGAAACACGAUGUGGUUCUUCUUGCGAGGACGUUUGGAAAUUCGCUCACCGUUCGAAAAUUCGUAGGUUCAUUGUUCUUUAGUAGAGUGAGAAGCACAAAGUAAACCAGUUUACUUUGAAGCAAAUAAUAGUGGUGGUUCCCCAUGUUUUUAUUUGAUCAACAGAAUAACCAGAUUUUUGCUUAAAGGUUUAAAACAAAAUACGUAUUACAGACUUACCGUUUUACAUUUGAAUAAAAUUUUCUAGUUACACAUUUAUUAAUAACCACACCCAUUAGGAAACUUGGAAAUCUCUGCCUUCGAACUCAUCUUCGAAGAAGGCGUCUUUCUCUGUGUCGCUUUUGUCUUCUGUUGAUGCAUAGACAGGUAUUACGGUUGUUGCUGGGUUACCUCUCGAUAUAUGUUUGUAAUUUAUUUUUCGUGUCUUUUUAGACAAGUACAGAAUUAUUACCGGCGGCAUCGUCAUCUUCUAAAGAGCAAGGUGCACAUCAACUAGAAUUCACAGGAUGGAUACUCUGGGACAUGGUAGGUAGUAGUAGAGCUUUAACAUCGAAAAGUAGUGGUGUAUUAAUUGAUCAAAACCACAUAUUAACCUGUUCAUAUUUAUUUGAUCCAAUUUUUUAUGAAAGCCAACAAUGUCUUGGCCAUGUUUAUGAGGGACAUUUAAUACAAAUAAGAUUAGAUAGCCUCUCACUCUUACAAGAUGCUGAAGAUAAUGCUGAUUUAAUAUUAUUGGAAAUAGUUUCAAAUGACAAUUGUUCAAGGGAUUGGCUAUCGAAAAUGAUGUUUAUACCAUUAUCAAUGUCAUCAAAUUUCGCGAAAACUGAUAGGCGAAUGAAUUGA